AUGAAGACGUUUUCUAUACUUUUUACAGCCUCCCUUUUCGGGAACGCUGCCCUUGCUACAAGGCUUUAUGCGGCAUCGUACGCUGGUCUUGUCACCUCGUUGGACUUUUCCAAUUCCACCGACCUGUCCACCCUCUCCCAGACAACGGAGUGCGGUAGCAGCCCGUCUUGGUUGAUGCUGGAUAGUCCCAAUGGUGUCUUGUACUGCCUCGACGAAGGGAUCGAUGCUCCCAAUGGCACCAUAACCAGCCUGAAAUCUCAUCCAGAUGGGACACUCACCAAGCUCGGGCGACUGAAAACCCCCGCCGGCCCUGUCAUGUCUGCCAUGUACUCGGCACCUGGGAUCUCAGGGCGCAAGUUCCUUGCUGUAGCACACUACUCAGGAUCCUCUGUCACGACGUAUUCCGUGGACCCUGUCCUAGGACUUUUCGAGCAUGAACAAACCUUCACAUACCAGAUGGCCUCUCCUGGUCCGGUCGCCAGUCGCCAAGAAGCCCCCCAUCCCCAUGGAAUAGUUGUCGACCCUACCGGACGGUUUGCCCUUGUACCCGACCUUGGAGCUGAUAUCGUCCGCGUCUUUCGUGUCAACCCAUCGACAGGUCUUCUUGAACCGAUUGAGCCACUGGUUGAUCUGGACCCAGACACGGCGUGUUUUGGACCCCCCCGCGGAUCCAACAGCACUUCCUCAGAUGUCUAUUUUUACCUCGUGCAGGAGCUGAGCAACGAGUUGAGUGGUUUCCGGGUCACAUAUUCAAGCAACGGAAUUUCCUUCCGCAAGGUCUACGAAGGAAGCACAUAUGGCGAGGAAUCCUCCCCCGCCGGUUCUAAGGCCGCAGAAAUUGCAAUCUCGCCUGAAAACAACCAUAUCGUCGUCUCCAACCGUCUUGACAGCACAUUUGGCCCAAAGAAAGACUCAUUCGCCCUGUUCCUCUGCGCUGAUCCUAGUGGAAAGAAGGCUGAGAAGGUUUCCUUCCUCGGGUUGUACCCAGCAUAUGGCUCCUCCCCUCGCCACUUCAGCAUUGCACCUACCCAGGCUAUGGUUGCGGUGGCAUUAGAAGGCAGCCAAAGUGUUGUCGUGGCUCGGUGGGACAAGCAUUCCGGGGCUCCUGGGACCGUUCUCGCAGAAAAGAAGCUGGAUGGAGAAAUUCCGUCCGUUGUCUGGGACCUCUAA
This is a messenger RNA of Penicillium argentinense, 1170 nucleotides long. RefSeq lists its product as uncharacterized. Gene Ontology annotation, molecular function: protein binding; 6-phosphogluconolactonase activity. The transcript has 4 exons. The coding region runs from base 1 to 1170 and encodes 389 amino acids. NCBI's taxonomy places the organism in Eukaryota, Fungi, Ascomycota, Eurotiomycetes, Eurotiales, Aspergillaceae. The record is from RefSeq and is a predicted model, not a curated record.